Molecule: messenger RNA, 2762 nt
Organism: Nymphaea colorata (pocket water lily)
Lineage: Eukaryota; Viridiplantae; Streptophyta; Magnoliopsida; Nymphaeales; Nymphaeaceae
Product: pentatricopeptide repeat-containing protein At5g13770, chloroplastic
Exons: 1
Coding region: 492-2345 (617 amino acids)
Molecular function (GO): protein binding
Source: RefSeq, a predicted model, not a curated record
GCCAUCCAGGAAAGGGUGAAGAAGCCUUCGAACAAACUUUUUUACAAAAAUCUGAUUUUUGCUUCCCCUAUUUGGAGAUGAUCUUGAAUGCCAGAGAUUUGGAAUUUCGUGUACCCUCUCUCUCAUAUGCACAUAAGGAAGAAAAUGAAGAGGGAAGAAAACAGCAGCAGGGAAGAGGCCGUGUAACUUUGGGCAUUGGCUGCCUUGAAAGCAGCAGCGCGGGUAUCGCAAUUUCGUAAGACGGGUCGUCUAUGCUUAGACUGUAGCGGUUCGAAACCACUUGAUAAAACGCCUCUUUUGCUCCGAUAUUUUUCUAAAUAUCACGAUAUUUUUGUAAAUUGAGAUGGUUCGGAGGAAGGAGGCUUAUCCGCCAUCCAGUUUCUGGACAACGUGGCAUCCCUGUCUCCCUCUCAACGAUUGCGACGUGGCAGAAGAUAGACUCUCACUCUCCCCACCCCCAGUUCUCACUGCUCUCACAGGGAGGAGGAAAAAUGGCAGUCGCGUACGUGGAGCACCCCUUCCACCACCUCUACCACCCACCUUUCCGGCUCGGAAUAAGCUCACUGACCACCGCCACGUUCGUCACACUAAGUCGACAGAGACUCAGCCGGAAGGACGGCGCUUUCCACCUGUCCAACGUCGUCUCUGCCUGCGGCUCGCCAUCGGUUCCCAUCCUUGACGAUUCCGCCAACGCCAUUCCAGCUGCUGAAGUCCGCCACCUCCAUGCUGAGGCCGGCGGCAGCGGAGCGCGGCAGAACUUCGGUCAGCGUCUCCAAGACUUCCUUCGACAAGAACCGAAUGAAGAGUCCGUCUUAGAUUUCUACAGAGAGGCGAAGAAGGAUCCCAACUUUUUCUUGGACUUCCUGUCGACGAAUUUCCUUAUCUCGUUCUUGACCAAAUCGGAGCAAUGGCGCAACAUCUCGGAGAUCGCUCCCGAUAUCGGCAUCUGUCUCGCAUUUCCCGGAUCCUCCACUGGUUCAAAAGCGGUUCGGCUGUGCAUAUCAUCUCGAAAGUUCCGAGUCGCCGAUGCGCUCCUGGACUCGCUGGCAAAGAACCGACGCACCGCCGCCCGGGAGUUCGCGUCGGCGAUGAAGGGCUACAACGAGCUGCACAUGUACGGCUCUACUGUAUCACUUUACGAUCGGAUGGUUUCCUUCGGGAUCGAGCCGGAUUUUCUCUGUUACCGGUUGGUUUUGGAGGCUCUUGAGAAGAGCGAUGAGACGGACAAGGCCGCGCGAGUCUUCGAAGAGAUCAGGUCCCGGGGACUCGGCUCGAGCAGCGAGGCGAAGUCGAUUUACCUCGCGUUCUGCCGAACGCUCGUCCAAUCCGGCCGAGCAACGCAAGGCGUCGAGCUCGUCAGGGAGAUGGAGUCAUCAGGAGUCGAGCCGGACCACCGCUUUUACGCCUGCCUGAUCCCCUCGCUCGUCGCCGAGGGGAGGCCAAAAGAGGCCGAGGCCCUCCUGAGCGAGUCUCUGGCCAAGCGUCACCCGCCGAAAGACCAGACCGUCUUCCUCCGCCUCGUCUCGUUACGCGUGGACUCGGACUCGCCCGAAAAAGCAAUGGAAAUCGUCGCGGCAGCAAAGAAUUCCGGCGUUAUGCUCACCGACUGUGUCCUAUCGGUAGUGGUCGGCGGGCACGCGAGGAGGCGCGGCCCCCGGGCGGCCCUGGAGGCUUUCGACCAGCUGACGUCCCUGGGUCUCCGGCCGGGACAGGUGACGUACUCCAUGGCCGUGGGCGCGUGCGCGCGGCUGGGGCUCACCGCCCGCGCCGAGUCCCUGCUUGUGGAGAUGCAGGCCUCUGGGUACGGGAGGUGCGUCUUCGCCUACGCGAUCGUCAUCCGACUGUACGGUCGGGAAGGCCGGUCGGGCGACGCGCUGCGGAUGCUCGGCGUCAUGAAGGCGAAGGGGUGCCGGCCGAACGUGUGGGUCUACAACGCCCUGCUCGACGUGUACGGGCGCGACGGGAACGUGCGGCAGGCGGAGCGGCUGUGGAACGAGAUGCGGGCGCGGAAGGUCCGGCCCGACCGGGCGAGCUACACGAGCCUGAUCGGAGCCUACGCUCGGGUCAAGGACUACGAGGCCUGCGUCCGAGUGUACAGCGAGUUCAAGGGCAGCGGGGGCCGACUAGACCGGACGCUGGCCGCUGUCAUGGUUGGGGUGCUGUCCAAGAGCACCAGGGUGGACCAGCUGAUCAGGUUCUUGGGCGACGUCAAGGACCAUGGGGUUGGGCUCGACGCGAGGCUGUACAGGUCGACUUUGUACGCGCUCAAGGACGCCGGGCUCCAGGCGCAGCUGAAACGGUUCCUGCAGAGCUUCGGAACGAAGGCCAAGCUGGGGGACGCUUGAGCGAGUCAGUGGAGGGCUGGUGUUUGCCUGUGAACGAAGGACUUGUUGAUCCACUCGUUUGGGAUUGAUGAAUUGGUGAAGAACCAAGUGGGCUGCCUUGAGUAGGUCCACUGGAGGUGGGAAGUGGGUGGUGCAGGUGAUCAGACACAGUUUGCUGAGCUUUUUCUAUAAUGACGAAAGCUGCGAGUUAGAAGGCCAGCUUUCAUGAUGUAUGCUCCCGAUUGACGCGUUGAGGUUUCCCAAAUUUAUCAUACAAUUACAUGACCUUGUAACGUUUUAUCUCAGCUGUGAACUACCCAGCAGUUCAUAUACGAGCUGUUGCUGCUUCAUUCCUGCUGUGAUGCUUAAAUAUUCAAAUAGCGGGAGAUUCUUGCGCUAUUUACCAGUGAAAAAUUUUGAGAGAAGUAUUUCUUUUUC